This is a messenger RNA of Scheffersomyces coipomensis, 1806 nucleotides long. RefSeq lists its product as uncharacterized. The record is from RefSeq and is a predicted model, not a curated record. Gene Ontology annotation, biological process: protein localization to phagophore assembly site; nucleophagy; autophagy of mitochondrion. Lineage: Eukaryota; Fungi; Ascomycota; Pichiomycetes; Serinales; Debaryomycetaceae. Gene Ontology annotation, cellular component: phagophore assembly site membrane; cytosol; extrinsic component of membrane. The coding region runs from base 33 to 1766 and encodes 577 amino acids. Gene Ontology annotation, molecular function: phosphatidylinositol-3-phosphate binding; phosphatidylinositol-3,5-bisphosphate binding; protein binding. The transcript has a single exon.
AUACAUACAUACAUACAUACAUACCCCAUAUAAUGAAUACGCAUACACCCAUACCAACUCCUUCUAAAGGUUCAAAAAUAUUAUGUAUCAAUUUCAAUCAAGAUCAAGGGUGCUUUGCUGUAGGUCAUGAAAAUGGAUUUCUUGUAUAUAAUACCAAUCCUAUUGAUUUACGAGUAAAACGUAAUUUCAAUCAUCAUCAUAACAAUAAUCAUAAUCACAGUCGAUCUAAUUCCAAUAAUGAAUCGAAUCAACCACAGCCAUUCUCUCAUCACUCAUCAGUUUCAUCAUCUAGUUCUUCUGGGUCAGGAAUAGGUCAUAUAACUAUGUUACAUAGAACAAAUUAUCUUGCAUUAGUGGGAGGGGGCAAGAAUCCUAAAUUUUCCAAUAAUAAAUUAAUCAUAUGGGAUGAUUUAAAACGAAAGAAUAGUUUAAGCUUAGAAUUCAUGAGUCCCGUGUUAAAUGUAUUAUUAUCAAGAACUAGAAUUAUCAUAGUUUUAAAAAAUCAAGUAUUAGUAUAUGGAUUUUCUGCUCCACCUAAGAAAUUUGCAACUUAUGAAACUAUAGAUAAUGAAUUAGGAUUAGCUGAUUUAUCAGUUAAUUCAACUAUAGUAUCAUCAUCAUCAACUACAUCAUCUAAUGGAGAUUCAUCAACCAUAAAUACUAAUGAUAAUAAUAGUACUAUGUCAUUAAAUGCAUCUAUAUCAUCGAAUGGUUCCAAUAAGGACAAUAAUGGUUCACAUAUUAGCACCACUGCAUCAUCAUCAUCAAGUAAUAAAUAUCAAACGUUAGCAUUUCCAAGUCGAUCAAUUGGACAAAUUCAAAUUGUUGAUGUUAGUCCUCAUGGCCAGGAAAAGAAUUUAGUUAGUAUUAUAAAAGCUCAUAAAUCAAAUAUUCGAUGUUUAGCUUUAAAUCGAUCGGGAACUUUAAUUGCAUCUGCUUCUGAAACUGGAACUAUUAUAAGGGUUCAUUCUACUCAUAAUACUGCUUUAUUAUAUGAAUUUAGAAGAGGGUUAGAUCGAGCUAUUAUUACAUCUAUAAAAUUUAAUCAUAAUGAUUCAAAAUUAGCUGUGUUAUCAGAUAAGAAUACUUUACAUAUAUUUAAUCUUUCCUCAUCGAUUCAUGGAUCAUCCCUAGAGAGUAGUACAUCAAUGAAUACAUCAUUAUCAUUAUCUACAUCGAAUUCAUCUGCCAAUACGAUAAUGUCAUCACCAUCACCAUCUCAAACAAUAUUAUCAAAGAACAAUGGACAAAGUCAGAAUCAAAAUCAACAACAUACAACAACCAGUACUACUACGACUAAUAUUUAUUCUAAUUUCCAAAAUUCAUCAUCUAAUAAAAAUAAGACUAAUUCGAAUGAUCAUCAACAAACCCAAUCUCCUCAACCUCAGAAAUUUUAUCAUAUCCCAGUUAAUAGACAUCAUGUAUUACAAAAAUUACCAUUACCCUUACCUAAUUAUUUCAAAUCCACUUGGUCGUUCUGUUCGAUCAAUACGAAUCAAUAUCAUAACGAAUUCAAUAAUGAUGUGAAUCAUAAUGAUAUUGGAGUUCUUGGAUGGUCGAAUAAUGAUAAUGUGAUUAUAAUUUGGAAGAAUAAGAAAAUAUGGGAGAGAUAUGUUAUAUUAGAGAAAUAUGGACCGGGAAAUACUACCUCUUUGCAUGCUAAUUCGAUUGAUGAAGUUACAUCGUCAAACUCUACUGCUGGUGGUCAUACGAGUUGGGAAAUUGUCAGAUCAAGUUGGAAAUACCUUGAUAGUUUAGAAGAUUAAGUACAUGCUUUUUUUUUCUGGGAUUGAUUUUGUAAAGAUU